Messenger RNA from Saccostrea cuccullata (small rock oyster), 882 nucleotides. RefSeq lists its product as uncharacterized. The transcript has a single exon. The coding region runs from base 1 to 882 and encodes 293 amino acids. The record is from RefSeq and is a predicted model, not a curated record. NCBI's taxonomy places the organism in Eukaryota, Metazoa, Mollusca, Bivalvia, Ostreida, Ostreidae.
AUGGAAGGUUCUGAUGACGAGAGCGACAUUUUUAAAGAUGUAGACUUUUUACUCUGUUAUUUUUUACCGGAUGAUGAUGCAAAUGGUGUUUUAUCGCAAAGCCUUUUGAACAUUCCCACUCAGCAGCUUUUCAAGGUAGAAAAUGAGACCGAUCAUGCAAGAUUUGCAUCACCAGUGUCGGGAGCGGAUCUCAAAAUUAAGCAAGCUGCCGGGAUUCCGAAAAAGACUCGUCAAGCAAAUAAUUGGGCAGUCCGUUUAUGGACAGAUUGGGCUAGAUUCAGAAAUACAAGACCCGAGACACAUAUGGAAGGUGGUGUUAUUUCUGAGAAUAUAUGCUGUCUUUCAAAUGAAGCUUUGAACUUUUGGAUGCAACGAUUCAUAAUAGAAAUUCGCAGAAAGGAUGGAACGGCUUACCCCCCUAAUACGUUAACUCAGAUUGUAGCUGCAUUACAGCGGUAUUUAAGGAGUAAUUGUUAUGACAGACAAUUUAAUUUUUUUAAAGACGACGAUCUUGUUUUUCGGGAUUUUAGAAAAACUCUGGAUUCACAUAUGAAAAGCCUGACUAGUCAAGGUAUCGGUGUAAAUAAGAAGAGGUGUGAUCCCGUCACAGAAAAAGAUGAAAUGAGGAUGUGGGAGACAGGAGUAUUUUCCUUAGAAACCGCGUCAAGAUUGAGUAAUGCAAUUUUUUUCUAUAACGGUAAAUGUUUCGCAUUCCGUGGAAUGAGUGAUCAUAAACAAUGUGACGCAGACCAGUUUGAAAUCGGAUUCGAUCAUGAAAAUUCUCGUAAGUACGUUAAAUAUACUCCAAGGGUAACAAAAAAUGUGCAGGGUGGCUUAAAGCAUCGGAGAAUUGAAUCUGUGGUUCUUUCUAUGCCAAAAUGA